Molecule: messenger RNA, 1002 nt
Organism: Lolium rigidum
Lineage: Eukaryota; Viridiplantae; Streptophyta; Magnoliopsida; Poales; Poaceae
Product: sirohydrochlorin ferrochelatase, chloroplastic-like
Exons: 6
Coding region: 111-749 (212 amino acids)
Molecular function (GO): lyase activity
Source: RefSeq, a predicted model, not a curated record
GUGCCUAUUAAACCGAGUAUCUACGUUGCCUUUUGAGAAGAUAUAGAGGGAUCCUUCUGCUCUCUGCUCUUGCCUUAAGCAACAACUACGAGGGGUGCUCUAAUUGGUCUAUGCACCCUGUGUCAAUCUCUUUCCAACCCUUCACUGCAACUCCAGCAAACAAUUGCCCCUUAAGGAGCACUAAUGUGAGGUAUUCCCCUGAUUUUCUCAAGUUACUGACAAUUAGAAGAAAUUCUGGACACUUCGCCAUGAGUUCUGGACAAAAUUCAGCUUCCAGGCCUGAAACGACUGGGAAGCAAGACUGUACUGUGGGUGAGAAUGAUGGUGUGAUCAUAGUCGACCACGGGUCACGACGACAAGAAUCUAAUCUCAUGCUAAACGAUUUUGUUACUAUGUUCAGGUCAAGGACUGGCUACAGGAUUGUUGAGCCCGCACAUAUGGAGCUAGCGGAGCCUACUAUUAAGGAAGCAUUUGGAAAAUGUGUGGAGCAAGGAGCAUCCCGCAUUAUUGUCAGUCCAUAUUUUCUUUCACCUGGACGGCACUGGAAGCAAGAUAUUCCUUCCUUAGCAGCAGAAGCCUCUAAAGAGCACUCGAAUGUGGCCUACAUUGUCACUGCUCCUCUUGGAUUGCAUGAGCUUAUGGUGGAUAUUAUGAACGACCGCAUCAAUUACUGCCUCAAGCAUGUUGCGGGUGAAGUCGGUGAGUGUACAGUAUGUGCCGGGACUGGAAAGUGCCACCUCUACACUUGACGGCGAAUGCACAGGAGGCUCCUUGGUUCAGAAGUCUAGUCCAAGUAAUUUUGGCGAUUGUGUUUCAGGCGAUCUCAUUUUGUUGGCUGAACAGCAGCGUAGAUGGCUGUGGCCAAUAUUUACAUCCUUUUCAACAUCGCGUUCCUUGUAUCUACCAUGGUUUUGCCCAGCUUGUAGUUCUAGAAAGUGUUCAGUACUCGCCAUUAACAAGAGAGUAUGCACCAUGAACAAAUUGUGACCAACCGUUCCCCAC